Acanthoscelides obtectus is the source of this 960-nucleotide messenger RNA. Lineage: Eukaryota; Metazoa; Arthropoda; Insecta; Coleoptera; Chrysomelidae. The record is from the annotation of a GenBank genome assembly.
GUGGGAAAUGCAUUGUAAUUCUAACACUGCACAUAGGGUAAAUCGAGAUUAUAUGGCCAUAGAGGAGAGAUGGCCCAACUCGAUAUUUUCCUAAAUAGUUAUUAGAGGGCGUUUUUUUCAAUAAGGCUCAAUGUACUGUUGUGUGAUCGUGCUAUACUAGAAACUCUGAGUCAAUUAACUAAGUUCAAAGAUGCCAAAAAUUUAUAAAAGAAAAUCAUUGGAGAGGGCCAAAUGGACCGAGGAGCAACUGAAAUCUGCAAUGAGUACUGUUAAAGAUGAGGGAUUAUCUGUACGUCAGGCUGGAAAAACUUUCGGUAUUCCGAGAAAGACAUUGGAAAGGCGAAAGUAUGAAGACCAUAAGAAAAAAUUGGACCCAGAUACUACUUUCGGAGCUGCACAUGAAAACAGACUGGUACGGCAUAUUAAAGAAAUGCGAAAAGUGGAUUUCCACUUACUAGAGAUGAUUUGCGAACCAUAGCUUAUAAAUUUGCUGUUCAGCUAGGCUUGAAACAUAAAUUUAAUAAUCGGCUUCAGAAAGCUGGUUAAGUUUGGCUGCAUUCAUUUCUCACCGGAAAAAAUGACAAUUUAAAAAUAUUCCUUCAACUAGUUCUGGCAAAAGAGCAAAUUUUGGCAACAAAAGGGCCAAGAAUAGGACAAAAAUAAGCAAGAAGAUCAAAAGAGAAUGAAAGCUCUUCGGAUUCGCAAGUUUCAUCCUAUGAUAGUGACUCCCCAAGAGACGAGGACGACGAUAUCUGUUUUGUUUGUGGGAGUUCGGAAAAGACAACGAAUUCUGGUUUAGAUUUUAGAUGCACCGUAUGUGGUUUGUGGAUCCACAAACUUUGUAGUGGAUCAAAUUCUGCCAAACAAUUUGUCUGUGGCUUUUGUUUGCCGAAAACUUGAGAUUAGCAAAAUAAUGUUAUAUAUAUAUACAUAUAAUAUUGUUUUUGAACUAUUAGCAUG